UCUUUUCAAGAUCGUAUUUCUUGCGAGAGCAGACAGUCUAGCAGCCAUUGUUCGCUUGAAUGUAUGUUAAUCUAGAGCAUUGUAUUGACCGUUGGAUUGGAGUACAAAGACCUUAAAGCCACCGUAAAAUUAAAGGUUAUUAACGAUUCUAAUUGAGUUUUCUUAAUUAGAAGGAAGAGCAAUAGCGUUGUGUUGGAGGUCUGAGGUUUCGACCAGAGCACAACUCAUUAUAGAAUCAAGGUUAGAGCUGGUUUAAUUUUUUGCUAAGGACUGGGGUCGUUUGACGUUAAAAACUUGAAGCACUGAUAAGUAAACAAUACUUAUUGACAAAGCUGCAAAGACGGAAUCCUCUUGAUCACCGGCCCAUCAUGAUGGCAUUCCCGGUGUUGACGAUCUGCAAAGUUACUUACAAUAGUAUCGAACUAUCUUGGGAUGAGACCAACAAUAAUGACAAGAAAAAGAAUGUAUAUCACAUCCAGUUGAGUAAGGCAAGAUCUCGAAGCCCUUCUCCCGGAGCUCCUGCUCUAGAUCCCUUAACGAACUACCAAGGGUUCGGACAGCAUCAUGUCUUCAAGGGGCUCGAACCACAGACUGAAUACCUCUGUCGUGCGAGAUUUGUGGAAGAAGGUUUAGGCCAUGGAAGCGCUCGCUGGAGCCAGCCGAAGCAUGUGACAACAGCGAAAGAACCUCCUUCAGGAGCCGAACUUCAUAGAGCAGUCGGAAACAGAGACAUUGAGCAAGUGAAAAAGAUUUUAGGGGAAAAUAACUCGGUUGUGGAAGUGAUGGAUAAACAUGGGCUAACACCAUUGAUGUCAGCGGCGCAGAAAGAUUUCCUGGAUGUAAUGGAAACACUUCUAGAACUUGGAGCUGAUCCAAACUACAUGAACUCAAGCGGCAAGACUUGUAUGAUGAUCGCAUGCUACGCCGGUAAGGAAGAACCUGUCAAACUACUACGUGAACGAGGCGUGUCAUGGGACGCGCGUGACAGAAAUGGCUUGACCGCUGUCCACUGGGCUGCUGAAGGCGGGCACGAUGACUUGCUACUUGACAUGAUCCGUGAUGGGGCUCCUGUGGACGUGGAGUGUACUGCUAAUGGAUGGACGCCGUUAAUGAGAGUGGCUUGUGUUAAUGGGAAUUACGAUGUUGGGGAAGUCCUUAUUGCUAAAGGAGCUGACGUCAACAAAACUGAUAAGUCCGGUAAGACAAUUCUAAUGGCGGCAUCCAUGAAUGGCCACUUUGAUCUCGUACGGCUAUUGGUCGAGAAGGGAGCUGACGUCAUGUGCAAAAACAGAGAAGGAAAGACAGCCUUGGAAUUCGCUCAGUCAUUCGAGAGACACCGCAUCAUCAAAUUCCUUGAAUUCCAAAAUCAGAAAGAAGAGAAGCAAAGGAAAGCUAAACUUCUUGAAGAGAAGCAGAGACAGAUAAGGGAACAGAGUAAAAUUCAACUUGGAGAUGCAAAGGCCUAAGAUUACUACCAGCAGGAAUGGAACGGAAAACUGGACUGAACUGUAGAACGGUGGUGGGAAAAUCUUGAAAAAAGCACAAAUGCAUACGUAGGAUAUGGAAGACAAUAUAGGAUUUGUUCAGAAUCAUUGCACUUUUUAUAUAUUGGCACCGCAAUUUAGGGUUUGAUAACGGCUCUGUUAUAACAAGCGGUCCAAUAUUUGAUUCAACAUUUAGCAAACAUUCGUUGGCGGGUGUUUGUGUCGUGAAAAACCGUCAUGACAAACGAGCCCAACAGUCAUCCAACAUAUAAUACAUUAAAAAUGACAUCCAAACAUUGUUGGUAGACCACGACAAACAGUACCAACAUUUGAAUUACUAAAUGUUGGGUCAAAUAUUGGCUUAAUGAAAUCAACGAAGCUGCUAGUUCACGGAAAGAAAAAUAUCAACGAAUUGUUUGUACAAUGUUUUCAUAUCAAUUUGCAAUGGGCUUUUAAAAAUCGGAAUAAAAUGCCAAAAAGAGCUCAAAUGUUGUCCAUA
Messenger RNA from Actinia tenebrosa (Australian red waratah sea anemone), 1983 nucleotides. RefSeq names its product fibronectin type 3 and ankyrin repeat domains 1 protein. Gene Ontology annotation, cellular component: nucleus. The record is from RefSeq and is a predicted model, not a curated record. Gene Ontology annotation, biological process: regulation of apoptotic process. Gene Ontology annotation, molecular function: protein binding. Lineage: Eukaryota; Metazoa; Cnidaria; Anthozoa; Actiniaria; Actiniidae.